Messenger RNA from Python bivittatus (Burmese python), 5044 nucleotides. Lineage: Eukaryota; Metazoa; Chordata; Lepidosauria; Squamata; Pythonidae. The record is from RefSeq and is a predicted model, not a curated record.
GAUGAAUUGGAUCUCACAGAUAAGAAUAGAGAGGCGAUGUUUGCACUCCCACCAGAGAAGAAAUGGCAGAUCUAUUGCAGCAAAAAGAAGGAACAAGAAGAUCCUAAUAAACUUGCUACAAGCUGGCCAGACUAUUAUAUUGAUCGCAUCAACUCCAUGGCAGCAAUGCAGACACUAUAUGCUUUUGAUGAAGAAGAAACAGAAAUGAGGAAUAAAAUAGUUGAAGACUUGAAAACGGCUCUGAGAACGCAGCCCAUGAGAUUCGUAAUAAGAUUUAUUGAGCUGGAUGGCUUGAGCUGUUUGCUAAACUUUUUGAAGAGCAUGGACUAUGAAACCUCUGAAAGCCGUAUACACACAUCCGUUAUAGGAUGCAUCAAGGCUCUGAUGAACAACUCCCAAGGACGUGCCCAUGUUCUAGCCCACCCAGAAAGCAUCAAUAUAAUUUCUCAGAGCUUACGGACUGAGAACAUCAAAACCAAGAUUGCUGUGCUGGAGAUCCUUGGGGCUGUUUGCUUAGUGCCAGGAGGUCACAAAAAGGUUUUGCAGGCCAUGCUUCAUUACCAGGUCUAUGCGGCAGAGAGGACAAGAUUCCAGUCUCUACUCAAUGAGCUAGACCGAAGCAUGGGGAGAUAUCGUGAUGAAGUGAACCUCAAAACUGCCAUCAUGUCCUUUAUUAAUGCUGUACUAAAUGCAGGUACUGGGGAGGACAACUUGGAAUUCCGAUUGCACCUACGAUACGAAUUUCUAAUGCUGGGUAUUCAACCUGUUAUUGACAAGCUCAGAGGACAUGAAAAUGCAACAUUGGACAGGCACUUAGAUUUCUUCGAGAUGGUUCGAAAUGAAGACGACUUGGAACUUGCAAAGAGGUUUGAAAUGGUACAUAUUGACACAAAGAGCGCCUCGCAGAUGUUUGAGUUGAUCAAGAAGAGGUUGAAGCACACAGAUGCUUACCCAUAUUUACUGUCUGUACUCCAGCACUGCUUACAAAUGCCUUAUAAAAGAAAUGGAGGAACUUUUCAUCAGUGGCAACUUUUAGACAGGAUACUGCAGCAAAUUGUUCUUCAGGAUGAACGAGGGGAUGAUCCAGAUGUAUCUCCUUUGGAAAACUUUAAUGUCAAGAACAUCAUUAAGAUGUUGGUAAAUGAAAAUGAAGUGAAACAAUGGCGAGAUCAAGCAGAGAAAUUCCGGAAAGAACAUGUUGAACUGAUGAGCAGGCUAGAGAAGAAAGAAAGGGAAUGUGACAUAAAGACCCAAGAGAAAGAUGAAAUGAUGAAGACACUGAAUAAAAUGAAGGACAAGCUGCAAAGAGAAUCUCUGGAGCUUCGCCAAACUCGGGAUCAAAUGAGUGACCUCAUCACUCAGCUGAAUGAAUUUUCGCAAGGGAACAAUAGUACAUUCCCACUCCCUCCUCAACUACCACCUGGUGGACCAUUUGCUUUGUCCUCUUCUCUACGAUCAUCAGAGAUUUUGCCACCACCUCCACCACCUCUUCCUUUCUCCAGCUGUCCUCCUCCAGCUCCACCACCACCUCCAGGUGGACCUCCACCCCCACCUGGAGCACCUCCAUUCUUCAAUGUCAGUAUGCCUCCAGUUUCUUCCACCACCACUUUUAGCAACAGUGAGGUUAGUCUAAAGAAAAAGUCAAUCCCACAGCCAUCUCAUCCACUGAAAUCCUUCAACUGGGCCAAACUGACCGAGGAAAAGAUACAUGGUACAAUCUGGCAUGAAAUUGAUGACAUACGAGCUUUCAAGAUGCUAGAUUUGGAAGAUUUCGAAAAAAUGUUCUCAGCCUAUCAAAGACAUCAGGACCUGCUAACUAAUCCUUCUUCCUCCUGUAAGCCGAAGGAAAUGGGAUCAACUGAAGAUCUAUACCUAUCCAGUCGAAAGGUUAAAGAGCUUUCUGUGAUUGAUGGCCGGAGAGCACAAAAUUGUGUCAUCCUCCUUUCCAAGUUGAAGCUAUCUAAUGAAGAAAUUCGGCAGGCAAUUUUGAAAAUGGAUGAAGAAGAAGACCUGGCAAAAGAUAUGUUGGAGCAGCUACUGAAGUUUGUUCCGGAGAAGAGUGAUGUUGACCUGUUGGAAGAACAUAAGCAUGAAAUUGACCGAAUGGCACGAGCAGAUCGUUUCCUCUAUGAAAUGAGCAGGAUUGACCACUACCAACAAAGACUUCAAGCAUUAUUCUUUAAGAAGAAGUUUCCAGAGAGGCUUGCUGAAGCUAAGCCAAAAGUGGAAGCUAUUCUUCUGGCCUCCAGAGAGCUCAUCCGCAGCAAGCGCCUGAAGCAACUCUUGGAGGUUGUGUUGGCCUUUGGCAAUUACAUGAACAAGGGACAAAGAGGAAAUGCAUAUGGCUUUAAGGUUUCCAGCCUGAAUAAAAUUGCAGACACCAAAUCUAGCAUAGAUAAGAAUAUUACAUUAUUACAUUACUUGAUUAUGAUCUUUGAAAAGAAUUACCUAGAUAUCCUUGACAUACAGUCUGAACUACAACAUCUUCCAGAAGCAGCAAAAGUCAACCUAGUGGAGUUGGAGAAGGAAGUUAAUAACAUAAAGACUGGGUUGAAAGCUGUUGAAGCUGAGCUAGAUUAUCAGAAGAGACGUAUGCGGGAACCAGGUGAUAAGUUUGUCCCAGUCAUGAGUGACUUUAUCACAGUAGCCAGUUUUAGUUUUUCUGAGCUGGAAGACCUUCUGAAUGAUGCAAGGGAUAAGUAUGCCAAAGCACUGAAGCAUUUUGGAGAGAGUGAGGGAAGGAUGCAGCCAGAUGAAUUUUUUGGCAUCUUUGACACCUUCCUGCAAUCAUUUACAGAAGCUAAGCAAGAUCUGGAGAAUAUGAGGAAGAAGAAAGAAGAGGAGGAGCGCAGGGCACGCAUGGAAGUUAUGCUUAAAGAACAGAGAGAGAAAGAGCGGCGUCAAAAGAAAGCAAAGGCUGGUAGUAUCUCUGAGGAAGGAGGAGGAGAGUUUGACGAUCUUGUGUCAGCACUGAGAUCAGGUGAAGUUUUUGACAAAGACUUAUCAAAGCUCAAGCGCAACCGUAAGCGUUCAGGGAAUCAAAAUCUGGAGACAAGCCGAGAACGAGCAGUAACAAAGCUCAAUUAUUAAAUAUGGAUGGUGUGCAGAUUACAGAAAAUGGCAAAAACAUGACUGCUGCAACCAAGAAUCAAACAAGAUGGUGAGACUGUCUGAAAUCUUUCUGCAGGAAGCUUAUCUAGUGCCAAUGGCUUUUUUUCCAGGAUGAACCUAUUCUCCUGUCUUGCUCUCUUCCAUAUUGACAUAAUCUGGAAUGGUAGUAAAAGUGCCUCUCUAGUGCCCAAAGGAUUUGUCUCCAAAACUUUCCUUUUGAUUGAUGGAAUUCCUUCUUGCUUCUACUACAACUUCACUUGGGCCCUUUUGACAGAACAGAAAUCUUGGGGGCUUUUUGCACCAGUUACUUGGGGUGGGUAGGGGUAGGGGGAAUCAUGUGCCAAAGUGUACACAUUUUUUAAAAAUCUGCAACUUGCUGAGAAAAUGCAAGACAGUCUCAGGAUGGUUCUGAAUUCUCCUGCCAUUCUUGGUUUGGCUUGCCUUCAAGAGUGAAUUAGUGAGUGGUAUUAUAGUGUUGCAGUUCUGUUCUUCCACUGGAUUUCCAAAAGGCCAUUGACUUUGAGAAAUAUGACAUUGGUCUCAAGGACUGGUAUUUAGUGGUCUAUGCCAAGCAAGUGAUGUUGCGUCAGAGGAAGUAGCUAGAGCUACUGUUUCGGAGAUGGAUAAAAUGUUUGGGAAACUCACUUUUUUCACUUGAGUGGUUGGAAGUGUGCUGAAUCUUUAUACCAAGUUGUGAGAAAAUAGGAGGAACCAUACUCUAAGAGUGAUCAUCAUUAACCUGAACCUGAUCAGUUAUCAUUGCUAAGCAAUGUAGUAGGAAAGGGUUUGGGCCAUAGCAGUAUUUCCAUUUGUAAAACUGCAUUAUUUUGAUAGCACAGUAACCUGAAUUAUUUGAACUAAUAAGAUAUAGGAACUAAAAAAAUACACAAAUGGUUUGUCUGAUAGUUGAAAAGGAGAAUCCUGUCAUUUAUUGGAAGCCAUGACUCAACUGGUAUGGAAGCUUUUCAUUCUAAUAGACUGGCCUUCUCAGAAACUACAACACUUCCAACAACAACAUCUUCACAAUGUUAGGUUAUUGUAAAAAUAGCACAAUGCAUCAGUAGAUGACUGGAACAUUCAAGGGUUUUCCAUCAUGAAGGAGUGACAAAGAAUUAAAAUAAAUGUCAGACCCAAAGAUUGAUUACCCAGUGCAUCUGAAAACAACUCUUGCAGUGGCAAUAAAUAAAUAAACAAGCAAUUUAUCAUGUAAUAAUAAAUUGUCUGAUAUGCACAGCCAAAACAGAAAUAUGCACAUAGAGCCAAAUAAUACUUUCCUGUUUCAUUGUUCUUACAUGGCUGUACAUUAAUAGAACUAUGCAGUAUAGGAGGGUUGUUGUUUUUUUUUUUAAUCUUAUGAAUUGAGCAGUUGUUCAUCAAUUCUCAACGGGACCUCAGGAAAAGAGAUGGAGUAACCUUGAGUGUGAGAAACAUGGAGGCAAAGUUUAAGAUGAUUUUUGAAAAAGCUUUUAUGUGAGUGCAAGUCCACAGAAUUCCAGGGAUUAUAAAAGAUGCUCCAAUUAUCACGUUGAUUACCUGCUUUUAUUGAUAUGAAACAGUUGUGUAGAUUCACGUUUAUUUCUGUAAAGUAGAAAAUUCCUCUCUCUCAAGCACAGUCUAACCAGACCCCUUCAAGCAAUAUUACAUGAUUCCCUAACAAAUAUUGGGCUGAAUGUUGGGAACCCUAAACAAAAAUGCUCAAAUCUUUGAAAAUAAUUGUCUUAUUUUUGUAUGCCCUGGUUUUCAGUGCCCUGGUUCUGAAUUUCCCUGUUCCUGACAUUCCAGAAUACAGCAUUUUUGCAUUACAUGCAUAGGGAAGAUGAUUUGCUUUUACAAAAAAUCUCUGUUGUAGGACUUCCUUUUUUUGGAAAUAUCAUUUAGAGCAGUGUUUCUUAAAGUGUGGUCCUAGGACUUCUGGGGGUCCCUCAAGACCCUC